AUGGCUGCUAAAGUAGUUGAUGCCGUGUCCCUUAGCAGUAUUGUAGAUAGUAUUCCUAAAGAUGUGUACAGGGCAGAGGGGAUUGUUUUUAAAGAGGAGGCGGUAGGGGAGGAAGAGCAUGAAGGGAAACCCGAUGAGAGUGAAAGCGGUGACCUUCUGUUCGAGGAGAGAAUCGCACCUGGGCUGCUUCUCCACGGCGACUUGGCGCAGUACGUAGCAACAUUACGCACGCAGCCUGUGGCGUUUAGCGGCAAGUUCUCGGUGGACUCCAGAAGCGCAAGAGGACCGUGGACACCGGGGGACGUUAUCAACGUGGUCAGCGCUGACAUCGCCACCCCGGGACCGGUCACGUUGCCUGGAUCGCAGUCAGCAUCACCCGAGAUUUACGCAGGAGGAGGAGACGCAGCGGAGGCGGGGGACGGCACCAUGGCGCACGGUCAUCCGGACCUCGGUCACAUGUACGCGCCCCCUCACCCUCACUCCCAGCCUCACCCUUCCUAUUCCUGCAGCGGGGACAUGUACCAAGACCAGUCCGCAGGGGGCUACCUGGCGACGUCCACCUGUGCCGUGUCCUACCACCCGUCUCCGUCCUACAACUCUGUGCCCAAACCGACAGUAGACGGCGCCGCGCUGCUGUCCAUCAUGCCUGAGUACGGAGGCUUCUACCAGCAGAGCUGCCAGAGAGAUAUCCAGACGUCUUUCCCCGAGAGGAAAUCCCUCCCGUACCCGCUAGACUCCCUCAGGGUGCCCCCGCCACUCACGCCUCUCAACACCAUCAGAAACUUUACGCUCGGCGCGCCCUCGCCAGGCGUCGAGGGUCCAAUGGCCGCCGCUUUCCCGAGCCACCAGAACCUCCCUCUCAGGCCGAUCUUGAGACCCAGGAAGUACCCGAACCGUCCGAGCAAGACGCCCGUCCACCAGAGACCGUAUCCGUGCCCGGCGGAGAGCUGCGACCGCCGGUUCUCCAGGUCGGACGAGCUGAGCCGUCACCUGCGCAUCCACACCGGCCACAAACCCUUCCAGUGCCGCAUCUGCAUGAGGAACUUCAGCCGCAGCGACCACCUCACCACCCACAUCCGCACGCACACCGGAGAGAAACCCUUCUCCUGCGACCAGUGCGGGAGAAAGUUCGCCCGGAGUGACGAGAGGAGGAGGCACAUGAAGAUUCACCUCCGCCAGAAGGAGAAAAAGUCCUCUGCGUCCUAAUCCUCACCGCGCACGGCCCGAUGCUGCUGAAUGUAAACUUUUUGAACAUCAACUGGAUCCGCUCCUGCCUCAGUCUGCCUGCCAACAGAGCCCAAAAG
This is a messenger RNA of Micropterus dolomieu (smallmouth bass), 1304 nucleotides long. RefSeq names its product early growth response protein 2b-like. The record is from RefSeq and is a predicted model, not a curated record. Lineage: Eukaryota; Metazoa; Chordata; Actinopteri; Centrarchiformes; Centrarchidae. Gene Ontology annotation, molecular function: RNA polymerase II cis-regulatory region sequence-specific DNA binding; DNA-binding transcription factor activity, RNA polymerase II-specific. Gene Ontology annotation, biological process: regulation of transcription by RNA polymerase II. The coding region runs from base 1 to 1206 and encodes 401 amino acids. The transcript is spliced from 2 exons.